Molecule: messenger RNA, 1768 nt
Organism: Ciona intestinalis (vase tunicate)
Lineage: Eukaryota; Metazoa; Chordata; Ascidiacea; Phlebobranchia; Cionidae
Source: RefSeq, a predicted model, not a curated record
CAUUGCCCACUGUUGAUGUUUUGACUCGUUAUUUUUUACGUUUUUCUCAGGCAUUUUUCAGGCCAGACUGUCGUUGGUACACGGAUAAUAUAAAGAGCCUCAAAGGAGUGUUUGCUAUAUUUAUGAAACUCACUGAAGCGUUACAUGCAGUAAACUUCACUUUUCGUUUUCAGCAAUGCACAACAAGAUAACGAGUUGUAAAAAUGGCACAAAACGUUCAUGGCAUUAGCACUACACCAUGAACAGCACGCGCAUUCGUGGUUAAGUUCGUUUAUGGUGAUGACGUCGCCCCGUCUUUCUUCGGCUGCCAGAAACCUCUCUUACGUCAUCAGUACUUUGUAGCUUGUGUAACAUCUGGCCGAUAUUGUUUACCGAAAGACUGAGCGUCUUGGAGUCAACUUGUGAGUUCUUUUCACCACGAUUCGUUGCCAGCCCUACACAGCAACCUGUCGCCGAUGAUGGUACAAUCCUGCUUGAUUUGGUUUGUUUUCUCGUUGGAAAUCCGUGGGAACACGCCAGAAUGAUUGACAGCGUAAGAAUUAAGCAUAACCAGGAUGAUAUACGAGACAUGAAACAUUUUCUGCACCAUCAUGCGAUCCCAUCAUUCGCAACCACGUUUGAAAUCGAGAAUCCAAUCUCUGAACUCGGGAUCCUGACUUUGCCAGGUUUCAGUUCGAAUCUACUUUGGCAGUACGGGCAGUGACCUAGGCACAAACGUGAAUAAUUCUUCAAAAGCAACAAAGGAUGGCUUCUAUCUUGUACAAUGCCUUCUUGUCCGUCGUCGUUGUUGGACUUUGCACCAAUAAAGUUUACAGUAAUUACCCAAUGAAUGUUACGAAUCAACCGAUCCCGACUUACGAGCGCCAUCUACCGCCACAACAACUCGAAUGUAUUGACAUGAUAAUGUCAGAAUCCGAGCUACAUUACCAGCAAUCUGGUUACGAAGAGAUUUGUGGAACUUUCUUUAUCGCGCAACCUGAUCAACUAAUUUCGAUUGAAAUCGAAAACACAACCGCAGAUUGCGAUAAUGGAGAAACUAUUCAGGUUGUUGAUGGUUGGUUGACAAAAGAUAAUUUCUUGCCCGGUAUAUACGAUCAUCAUUUACCAACUCGGAGCCGGAUCUGGGAUUAUUGUGAGAGAAGAGGGGAGGACGGAAGAUUCUCUUUUACAUCUUCACAAAACGUGGCUCUUGUUCAAUUUCGUGUCUUCCCUGGAAGCGAAGUUUCGAUAAAUUUUGGUAAAACAUCGGCAGACCCACGUGAGUGUAUAUUACCGCGGGCCUUGUGCAACAUCGUCUCACCCACGUCAUAUGGAGAUCAUAUAAUGAGAUCCGUCAGAGGGCGCAACUGCACAUUUUCAAUGAUCCAACCCACUCUACUAAUCAUUACAAGAAUUCGAAUCCUUCCAAAUCAGAAAUAUACCAACUCUAGCUUUGUGGUUCCAUAUGUUCAAAUAUUGAAAGGCGAAACUUUCGACUCCAACGAUAUGAACGUGGUGGCCGAAUUUACGAGGCCAACAGUAAGUGACGAAGUUUUGAAAUUCACAUUGUUUGGGAGUCAUGCCGCAGUAAGAAUGACGUCAUACGGUCACCAAGACAACGAGAUCUGGUUUUCAUACAGCAGAAUUUCCGAACCUUCACAAUUCUGACGUUUUGAAAUGUUAAUAUAUUUAUAUUACCUUCGUUUGUUUGGUAAUCUCGCACAAAACGUAGGUUGUGCAUCGUGUGUAAAUAAACGUUAUGGGCCGGUGUGAUUUUCGUGCCAUGUUU